Lepidothrix coronata (blue-crowned manakin) is the source of this 510-nucleotide messenger RNA. It is a transcript of the gene ARF3, whose product is annotated as ADP ribosylation factor 3. Gene Ontology annotation, cellular component: plasma membrane; cytoplasm. The record is from RefSeq and is a predicted model, not a curated record. Gene Ontology annotation, molecular function: GTPase activity; GTP binding. Lineage: Eukaryota; Metazoa; Chordata; Aves; Passeriformes; Pipridae. Gene Ontology annotation, biological process: intracellular protein transport; vesicle-mediated transport. Bases 52 to 510 code for a protein of 152 amino acids. The transcript is spliced from 5 exons.
GCACCGGCACCGGCACCAGGAUCCGGCCUCGGAGCCAGCGCCGCCGUCACCAUGGGCAACAUCUUCGGGAACCUGCUGAAGAGCCUGAUCGGGAAGAAGGAGAUGCGGAUCCUGAUGGUGGGGCUGGACGCCGCCGGGAAGACCACCAUCCUCUACAAGCUCAAACUGGGGGAGAUCGUCACCACCAUCCCCACCAUCGGGUUCAACGUGGAGACGGUGGAGUACAAGAACAUCAGCUUCACCGUGUGGGACGUGGGUGGGCAGGACAAGAUCCGGCCCCUCUGGAGGCAUUACUUCCAAAACACCCAGGGGCUGAUCUUCGUGGUGGACAGCAACGACCGGGAGCGGGUGAACGAGGCGCGGGAGGAGCUGAUGCGGAUGCUGGCGGAGGAUGAGCUGCGGGACGCCGUCCUGCUCGUCUUCGCCAACAAGCAGCGGAGCCGGCACCGGCGCGUUCCCACCGGCCGGACCGAGGGCUUUGUGCGGCGGGGGCUGACCCGGCGCCCCUAA